Chanos chanos (milkfish) is the source of this 1331-nucleotide messenger RNA. RefSeq names its product prostaglandin I2 receptor (gene ptgir). Gene Ontology annotation, cellular component: plasma membrane. Gene Ontology annotation, biological process: negative regulation of smooth muscle cell proliferation; inflammatory response; adenylate cyclase-activating G protein-coupled receptor signaling pathway. Gene Ontology annotation, molecular function: prostacyclin receptor activity. Bases 168 to 1331 code for a protein of 387 amino acids. The transcript is spliced from 3 exons. Lineage: Eukaryota; Metazoa; Chordata; Actinopteri; Gonorynchiformes; Chanidae. The record is from RefSeq and is a predicted model, not a curated record.
UAUUGGAUGGGUUGCUCUUUGCUGACAUGUAAUAACUUCGGUAACGUGGAACACAUUCUGUUGAGGACUUUCAACGUUAAGGGGACUACGACCGAUAUCUCAACAGUAACGCUGGUUAACAUUUUGAGGCAGCCGUACAACUAAGACGCCAAGUCGUGACAGGUCAAAUGCUGACGCGCCAUCACAGAAACUUGAGCGGAGACCCAUCAGACAGGGCAUUCACAAACAUGUUUCCCAAUGAGACAUGUGAGAACAACACAGAGAUACAUGUGGACGGAAACCCGGUGGUGAGCAGUAUAAUGUUCAUUGCUGGGGUGGUGGGGAACCUCAUGGCACUGGCUAUCCUGGGAGUCCACCAAAAAGAGCGCCGCACCAAAUCCUCGGUUUUCUGCAUUCUGGUGACUGGUUUAGCGUUAACAGACCUACUGGGUACUUGUGUCCUUAGCCCACCAGUGUUUGUAUGCUACGCCCGAAAGGCUACCCUAGUGGGACUUACCGGAGACACAAGACUCUGUAACCUGUUUGCAUUUGGCAUGACAUUUUUCGGCUUGGCAUCCAUGUUAAUCUUGUGUGCCAUGGCUGUGGAACGUUGCCUGGCCAUCAGCCACCCGUACUUUUACUCAAAGAACGUGCGUCGGAGUUACGCCAAAGUUAUUCUCUUUCUCAUCUACCUUUUCACGUGUGCUUACUGCCUGCUGCCGUUUUUCGGCUAUGGUAGGCACAAGCAGUAUUGCCCCGGCACGUGGUGUUUUAUCAAAAUGGAAGCGGAGGGUGAAAGUGAGGAUGAAGAAAGGCGAACACUGGCCUUUUCGCUAUCCUAUGCGCUGUUAAUGGCACUGCUCAUCGCUAUCGUCUUCGUGUGCAACGGCUCGGUGAUUGUGAGCCUGUGCCGUAUGCACCGUAGUCACCUCACCCGCCGCGGUUCCGUGGUGUCAGCCGGACGCAAGAGGAGGCUCGGCACCUGGUUCAGCCAUGGAGAGGAAGAGAUGGACCAUCUGGUGAUGCUGGCCUCUAUGACCGUCAUCUUCGUCAUCUGCUCUCUGCCUCUCACGAUUUGUGGUUUUGUUAAUGCCAUCAGCCCGGUGGGGAACGACCAGGAGAAUCUCCUCGCCUUCCGAUUCUCCGCCUUCAACCCCAUCGUAGACCCUUGGAUCUUCAUCAUCUUCCGCAAAGCCGUCUUUCAGCACCUGCGUUCUCUGUUCCACUGCUGUCUGCCGACCACCGUGGUAAAGACUACCGCUCACACCGCCCUCUCUUUCACCGGAGAGCCCGGGGAGCCCAUUAACUCCACUAGCCUUCAGCCCAAAACCUACUCCAGCCUCCCUCUCUGA